AUGGAUUGCAAAUGGAUGGCUCUUUGUGCUCAUAUGGGCAUAGAGGGUUUCUAUGUAGCGGUUCGAGGUAGUAUUGAAGAUCUUUCAGAACCCAAGGUCUUUUUUACUCAGAAGGCUGAAAAGUUUGCGAAGGAUAUCCUCAAUGUGGAGCCACAUCAUCUAGGCUUGAAACUCGAGUCUUUCAUUGUGAGCGGCCUCAAUCAACAUGCUGCUCCUCGUCAACGUCCUUUGAACAAACUGAUCAGUGAUUGCCGCACCAUGAUCCAGGAAGAACUCGAUUCAAUUUCCCUGGAAAACAACAUCAAGAGUUCUAUCAAGAUGAAUUAUACUAACUACGAGCGGAACAUAGUCGAACGCCGCAACUUCGUGCUUGUUGGCUGGCCAUUAGGUGGGCCAGUUCGAAAUCCCUCCAAGGGAUGGUAUAUACAAGGAAGCAAAAAAGAGCGCUCUAAAAUAAUGAAAUUUGAGGUAUAUUUUGUGGUCAUUGUGUGCAACGACGAGCACAAAGGUUUGGUCGUCGUGGGAAACAAGGAGGAAGCUUGGGAAAGUAGCGCUGUCACGUUACAGCAAAACUUCUCCAAACUCCAUUCCUCCCGCGUCCGCGUGCGACUUAGAACGACACUGAGUGCUGCGGAAAUCGCUGAAGUACUGCAGCAUAGGAUUUCCCCCCUAGAGCCUCAAGAAGCGUCACUUAUUUGCGGCUGGUACCGCACCGGAGACGUCGGCAUCAUCGAGAAUGGGAUCAUGCGCCUCAGCGGUCGCAUCAAGGACACCGUCAUCGUCCACGGUGUCUCGUACGGCAUCCCUGAGCUCGAGACUCACCUCCAGACCGUAGAAGGAGUGACUCACUCGUUCCUCGGUGCAGCUCUGUACCGUGCUCCUGGUCAGGAGACGGAAGGGUUCAUCAUUUUCUACUCGCCAACCUUCGACCUCGAUGGAGUAGACGCUUCGUCAAAGCUGUUCGCCACUCACCGGGCCCUUCGGGACAUCUGCUUGAAAAUGAUCACGCUGCCGCCUCAGUUCGUCGUUCCCAUCCCUGUGAACCAGAUGGAGAAGACCACUCUCGGUAAACUGUCUCGUGCACGUUUGAUCAGUCUGUUCAAGCAAGGCCAGCUCGCGAAGCACAUCGCUCGCUCGGAAGAGCUUCUGAGCGAGGCACGCGGCGCUACGUUCGUCGCGCCGUCAACGGAGACGGAGAAGGCGCUUUCCAAGAUAUAUGCUGGGAUCUUCAACCUCGCGGAAAGCGAGAUGCUUAAGCGCGAGGGAGAGGCACAUUUCGACCUUCCUGAGAUCCCCACCAUCCAGGUCCUUAAGCACCCCGUCAUCUCGAGCCUCGCCAACUAUGUCGACUCCCUGCUCUCCAAGGACAGUCAGACUGAAGAGCACGACCCUAUCGUUCCCCUUCAGCUGACCGGAAACAAAACUCCGAUCUUCUUCGUUCACCCCGGUGUCGGAGAGGUCCUGAUUUUCGUCAACCUCGCGAAAUACUUCCAGAACGAGCGUCCGUUCUACGCUCUCCGUGCUCGUGGCUUCGAGCCCGGCCACCCCUUCUUCACCUCUAUGGACGAGAUGGUGUCGUGCUACGCCGCAGCAGUCAAGAGGACCCAGGCGAUUGAACCAUACGCCAUCGCGGGCUACAGUUACGGCGGUGUCGUCGCGUUCGAGGUUGCCAAGCGACUCGAGGCGAUGGACGAGGAAGUCAAAUUUGUUGGUCUGAUCAACAUCCCUCCUCAUAUCGCGGACCGCAUGCACGAGAUCGACUGGACGGGCGGCAUGCUCAACUUGUCGUACUUCCUCGGUCUCGUGUCGAAGCAUGAUGCUAAUGAUCUCGCGCCCGCUCUGAGGCCGAUGACGAGGAAGGAGCAGCGCGAGGUUGUAUGGAAGUUGUCUCCUCCUGACCGUCUCGUCAAGCUCCAGCUGACUCCUGAGAAGCUGGAUCCCUGGGUGGCCAUCGCCGGAUCCCUGAUCGAGUGCGGGAAGGACUACAACCCAUCAGACUCAGUUUCUGCUACGGACGUUUUCUACGCCAUUCCUCUGCGCGGCAGCAAGUCAGACUGGCUCAACAACCAGCUCAAGCCAUGGUCUGGGUUCAGUCGUGGCGAGCCAUCAUAAGCGGACGUGCCAGGGCAACACUACAC
Molecule: messenger RNA, 2138 nt
Organism: Suillus discolor
Lineage: Eukaryota; Fungi; Basidiomycota; Agaricomycetes; Boletales; Suillaceae
Product: Alpha/Beta hydrolase protein
Exons: 10
Coding region: 1-2112 (703 amino acids)
Biological process (GO): biosynthetic process
Source: RefSeq, a predicted model, not a curated record